AUGCUGCCCGCAGCGCCCCCGGCGGCCGUCAGUGGUACAGCGAGGGCGGCGCCCAGCGAAAUGCUCGACACGUGCGUGCCUAAACUUAAGAACUGGAGGCGUUGGAUCCGACCGUUAGUGCUGACCCUCUAUCUGCUGGCCGUGGUCGUGACCAUCCCCCUGGGUGUGUGGCACCUGCAGAAACUGGAAGUCAGUAUCCACACCAAGGCGUGGUUUAUCGCCGGGAUCUUCGUGCUGUUCACCAUCCCCGUGACCUUCUGGGAGAUUUUGCAGCACUUGGUGCACUACACGAGGCCCGAGCUUCAGAAACCCAUCAUGAGGAUCCUCUGGAUGGUGCCCGUGUACAGCAUAGACAGCUGGGUGGCUCUUAAGUAUCCGUCCAUCGCCAUCUACGUGGACACCAUGCGGGAGUGUUACGAAGCGUAUGUCCUCUACAACUUUAUGAACUUCCUAUUCAACUACUUGAAGAGCCAGUACCCCAACCUGGAAGCUAUGAUGCAAGGCAAAGAGAAGACGCAGCCCCCCAUACCCUUCUGCUGCUGCCCGCCCUGCCCCGUGGGAGAGGUGUUGCUGUACCGGUGCAAGCUGGGAGUGCUGCAGUACAUCCUAAUCAGGCUGAUCACCACCUACGCCGCCGUGAUCUGUGAGAUAUUCAAGGUGUACAGUGAAGGAACCUUCAGCUUGCACAGAGCCUGGAUGUAUUUGGUCAUCAUCAACAACGUGUCCCAGUUCUUUGCCAUGUAUAGCCUCCUGAUAUUUCAUAAAGCCCUGAAAGAGGAGCUGAGGCCCAUCCAGGCAAUAGGAAAGUUCCUUUGUGUGAAGCUUGUCGUUUUUGUCACAUUCUGGCAAGCAGUGUUGAUUGCUUUGCUGGUGAAAUUUGGUGUAAUUUCCCAGAACUCCACCUGGGAGUGGCAGACAGAAGAGACAGUGGCCACGGGGCUGCAGGACUUUAUCAUCUGCAUAGAAAUGUUCAUUGCCGCCAUAGUCCACCACUACACCUUCUCUUAUGCCCCUUAUAUGGGAGACGAAGAACGAGGAACAUGUUGCUCUUUGUUCCUAGAAAUAUGGGAUAUCUCUGACAUCAAAAGUGACAUUUCUAAGCAGGCGAAGAACAUUAGCAAAACGUUAAGGGGGAAAUCAAAAAGUAAAACUGUUCCAAUGGACGAAGAUGAGCAAUUCAACCUGUUGUCUUCGUCACCAGACACUUCAGUCACUUCUUCCACAUCACUGCCACACAUUGGUAGUCACCAAGAGCUUGAAGAAGUCCUGGUAGAAUAG
Molecule: messenger RNA, 1278 nt
Organism: Sorex fumeus (smoky shrew)
Lineage: Eukaryota; Metazoa; Chordata; Mammalia; Eulipotyphla; Soricidae
Product: transmembrane protein 184C-like
Exons: 2
Coding region: 1-1278 (425 amino acids)
Biological process (GO): transport
Molecular function (GO): transporter activity
Source: RefSeq, a predicted model, not a curated record